Molecule: messenger RNA, 3490 nt
Organism: Aedes albopictus (Asian tiger mosquito)
Lineage: Eukaryota; Metazoa; Arthropoda; Insecta; Diptera; Culicidae
Exons: 7
Coding region: 489-3242 (917 amino acids)
Cellular component (GO): nucleus
Molecular function (GO): RNA binding
Source: RefSeq, a predicted model, not a curated record
AUCAAAAUACAUUAACAAAAGCAAAAUGGCAGAACGCAGACGUUGAUCGAACGCGUACCGUAAGAACAGUGAGAAAAUAAAGUUUAUUUUAUUGUUAAUCCGCGGUUUUUCGGUGUGAAAUUAUCGGAAUUUUUCGGCUAAAGUGUGCGAAAUGACGGUGAACCUGGUUUGUGGCCGAAAAUGUGAUUGCGUAUGGUGAUAAAGUUAACGCGAAAAAAGUGUCUACCCUCGGUGAAAUCGAUGCGAGCGGCUGGGCUUUUGUGUGCAAAGAAGGUGAAGAAUGUGUAAUUAAACUUAAGGUUAUUCAAUAACUCCUGGAAAACGCACCCGUGUUCGGAAUGGGCAGCCAGUGAAGGGCGAAGGGUGCAUCCACGGUAGCGGAAGAAUCGACCGAGGAAUGACAAAACUUUUCUCGGCAGCAGCAGCAGCAGUGCACCGGGCGAAAAAAGUGAGAUUUGAAGGCCCGUUAUUAAACUAACAUAAGAAAGAUGAUUCGACCGCAUUUCGAUCCACCGUUGGACUACCAACAACAGCAACAGCUGCAACAACAACAACAAGCGGCUCAGCAGCAGCAAAUAUCAAAAAUCGUCAGUAGUCCACCACCAACAAUUGUCGGUACGCCGAACGGAACGACCAUGUGCGUAGCAAAACUACUUGUCGGAUUGGACCACGCUCCCAUGGCAUUCAACGUGCGACAUCGGAUUAUCGGAGAUGGUGGAACCAACUUGAACUACAUUCGCCAGGAAACCGGUGCAAAUGUUUCCCUCCGUGGCAGAGGUUCACUCGCUAUUGAACCGCAAACAGGACACGAAGCUCCCGAGCCGUUACAAUUGUGCAUUGAGCAUCCUACGUUGGAUGGAUUGCAAAGUGCAAAACAGUUAGCCAAAAAUCUCAUCGAGACUCUUCAAGAGGAGCUAAAUCUCUUCCAAGAAAACAUUGUCCCGAAACAAAAUUUUCAAAUAAUCCAACAACCAACGCUAGUCCAAACUACUCAGGUGCCCCAAAUGCCCCCGAUGAUCCGUGCUCAGCAUGUGGCGCAACCGAAUGGGAUAAUCCAUCAGCCACCGCCGCCUGUGUUACCGCCUCAAGGAUUUGUACAGCAUCCCCAGAGUCAGCCUCCUCCUCCGCAAAUUAUUCAGCAGCCUCCUACAAUCAUUCAGUCCCACGUUCCCAUGCAGAUCCACUCGCAGCCAAGCAAUGUGGUAAUCUCUCAAAUCCAAACUGCGCCGCAAAUGACCAACGUCAGUAAUCCUCCCCCGGGGACACAGAUCAGGCCCUCAAUGAUACAACUGAAAAACGCUGCUCCACCACAUCUUUCCCAGCCUCCCCCAAAUAUUCAACUGGCUCAACCGUCCGAGGCUCCACAGCAAAUAUUGGUCAACCAAGCACCGCCCUAUCAAGUACAAUACAUUCAGCAAAACCCUGCAAUCCAAACGAGUAGUGGCCCUCACCAACCUGGCCAGGUGACAAUCCAGCACGUCAUACAACCACAACCCCAGCCGAUACAAGGCAUAGUCCAAACAACGAUACCUCCUCCACAGUUUGACCAAUAUCAAAGGCCACCUCAAGGCCAGCAGAUUAUUGCCGUGCAAGGGAGUACGGCCUUUAUGGUUCCGCCACCAAACAUAAUCCAUCAGACAGUGGCUCCACCACAACCACAGAACCAGAUCAUUGUUCAGUCCCAACCCAUCAUUACGCAUCCCCCACCAAACUCAAUUCCACAAGAACUUGUACAAACAACGACUAUGCAGCCUACAAUUGCACAAUCGGCCACGCUCGGACCGCCUCCGAUGGCCCAAGUUCCGAUGAUAGUCAAUACCGCUGAGGACAAAAAACCCGGUGAACUUCAACUCAAGCAAGACCUUGUAAAACUCGAGGAAGCACCGCCUCCUGGGACCAUCAUCCAACAAAUAACCAAACCAACUGUGAUCCCUGUGUCAUCUAUGCCAGGUAUUCCGCUUACUCAACCUCCGCCGCCAAUCAUGUCGGUGCCACCGCCAACCGUGCAGCACAUCGUUGGGAAUACGAUUAUUACCUCCCAAGCGAAUCCUCCCAUAAGUCACGCUAUACCGCAGCAAAUCUACAGUCAAAUACCGGUGUCGAUACAAUCGUUCCAACCCGCACCGCAGCAAAUACACAUGAACGGGAGCACACAUUUUGUCGUCAACGCUCCACAUCCUUGGCCCCCGAGUGGGCCAACCAAUCCACCCCCGCAACAAAUCCAACAAGUUCCAGUCAGCUCCGUACAGAACAUCCACUUCACGGCACAACCGAUGCGCAAUCCAAACGAGUUUCAAAUCAUCAGUCAACCGACGAUCAUCAGUGCAGCAGAGUACCGGCCUCCGCCACAGCACAUUAUAACAACGAGUUCAUUCAACCCGCAGUUGCAGCCCCCUCCAGGAGUGCAAGUGUUCCAUACUGUCCCGCCACCAACGCAGCAGAUUAUUACCAGCAUACCCAAUCCGCAACCUCAACCGCAAAUAAUAGAGGCUCCCCAUCCGGUUCCACCGCCACACCCGGCAGCAACGCAUCAGAUUAUAACGGCACCGGUGCCUCCGGCACCACCGCCAUUCACCACCACGGUGCAGUACACCGCUGCGCCCCAUGAGCCAAAGCCAAUAACAAUCGACGUACAACAGCAUCAGAUGCAUGGAAUGCGACCAGGCCAGAAACGCAAACAUCCCGAUGAGGACGCGCUCAAGCAUAUACCCCCUAAAAUGGGAAUGGGGAUGAUUCAGAACAGCAAUGCCGGGCCGGUGACAGCAAAAAACACGAUGUCAUCAACGUCAACGGCAACGGUAACAACGUCGUCAACGUCCGGUGGUCUAAUAACAUCGCAAAUUUACUCUGCAGCUUCAACAGAUGACUUGCAACAGUUGGAGGUUGGUACUAAUUCGGGAAACGAGCAGCAGUCCGGCGGCGAGCACAACGUCGAAAACUUUGGCGGCGCCGGCGUCGGCAGCAACAACAUCAACAACAACAACAACAGCAGCAGUAUGCAUAGCGGACCGAAACAUGGGCAGAAUGGGCCACCUCAACAGCUGCAGCACAUGGGUGGACAUUCUAGAGGACGUGGUGUGUAUCGCAUAAACCAACCUUACUAUGCGAACAACAACAGCAACAAUAAUGCCAACGGACGUAAUAACGGUAAUGGCGGCCACUAUCAGUUCAAUAACUUUCAACGGGUGUACGAACCAGCACCUUCUUCAGGGCCACCCCCUCCGACCAAGUGCCGUUGGUAAGGUGUUGCCCAGGCCGGACGUUGCCGGAAGUCAGUGAUUCAUUACAAACAGUUGUAAUUCUAGUUUGUUGACAAUUUUUAUGUGAAUAAUACUGCAAGUGCUCGCGGAAAGUUCGUUGAGCAGCAAUUAUUAAUGCUACAUCAUAAUUUAUUAAUGUACUGUAAAUAAUGAUAAUUUGUUCCUAGAAUGAACUCUUGGUAGACUUAGAAUGUGUUAUUUAAAAAUAAAAGAUAUUAUUUUUGGUGAAA